AUGUUGUCCUCUACGUGGAAUUUCAUCAAACGCCACAAGAGGAAGUUCAUCGUCGCCGGGGCGCUGGUUGGAGGUGUGUACCUGCUUGGUAAAUAUGCUCAAAGGAAACUCCAGGAGAUGCAGGAGCGCGAAGCGGCGGAGUACAUCGCUCAGGCUCGGCGCCAGUUCCACUUCGAGAGUAACCAGAGGACGUGCAACAUGACAGUGUUGUCGAUGCUCCCAACUCUAAGAGAGGCUAUCAUACACCACCUGAACGCAGAGAGCCUUACAGCACUGCUGAAGUCCAAGCCAACAAACAAGGUUGAGAUUUGGGAGGACCUUAAGAUUAUCAGUUUCACCCGAAGCAUUGUGGCUGUUUAUAGUACCUGCAUGCUGGUGGUUUUGCUGCGUGUGCAGCUCAACAUAAUUGGUGGUUACUUGUACAUGGACAACUCUGUGACUAAAAAUGGAACUACGCCUUUGGCUCCUCCUGAAGUCCAACAGCAGUACCUGUCGAGUAUACAGCACCUUCUGGGAGAUGGGCUUAUAGAGCUGAUAACCGUUGUGAAGAAAGCUGUGCAGGAAGUUCUCGGGCUGGUCUCCUUGAAGCAAAAUCUGUCCCUGCAAGAUCUGGAGCAGCAUCUGACUCGGGUCAGACGGCUGGUGGAGGACGACUGCGGCUCCUUGAAACACAGAACUCUCUCCUGGUACAUGAUGCCUGAUGAGGAGAACACACUGGCUGAUCAGGCGUCUGGUCUCACAGAGAACGACAUCACAACAAUAAAGCUACUCAACGAAACCAGGGACAUGCUUGAUAGCCCUGAUUUCAAUACUGUACUCAACAUUUGCCUGAACCGAGGCUUCAGCCGUUUCCUUGACAACAUGGCAGAAUUCUUCCGACCUCCCCAGCAAGACUCCACCCCCUGCAGCACACCUGAUAGUCUUUCACAUGUAAGUCUUCCGCUUGCUAAAAUAAUUCCUAUUGCCAACGGACAGAUUCACUCAAUAUGCAGUGAAAUACCCAGCCACUUUGUGCAGGAUCUUUUGAUGAUAGACCAGGUGAAAGAGUUUGCGGCCAACGUUUAUGAAACGUUCAGCAGCCCCCUUGACCUGCAGAAGUAAACGCUAGGACCGAGUAUAGCGUGGACUUGUGUUGGAGGUCAGUUCCUGAGGAAUCUGCGAAGAGAGACACAGCAGAACAUUCCCUUCAACCAUCCUACGCAAAAAAAAAAAAGCUCAGGGACUUUUGCAUGGUGGAAUGUCAACUCAUGAACUGCACAGCAGUCUCGUUUUAAGGAACGAAAAGUGAAAGAUGGACAUUUUAUUCUGGUGAUAAUUAUUGGCCCAGACUCUUUGGGACUUGUAUUAAUCGCUGGUCAUUUUUAAGCCAAGUGUCUUUAUAGUUAUGUUAGAGGCUGACCUACUAAGAUGUGUCAUUUGCAACAGAAGAACCCGGUCCAGUCCAUGUGGACCUCAAAAUAAAACCGCAGUCCAUAUCCCAAACCA
Molecule: messenger RNA, 1485 nt
Organism: Pygocentrus nattereri (red-bellied piranha)
Lineage: Eukaryota; Metazoa; Chordata; Actinopteri; Characiformes; Serrasalmidae
Gene: pex3
Product: peroxisomal biogenesis factor 3
Exons: 12
Coding region: 1-1101 (366 amino acids)
Biological process (GO): protein import into peroxisome membrane
Cellular component (GO): peroxisomal membrane
Molecular function (GO): protein-macromolecule adaptor activity
Source: RefSeq, a predicted model, not a curated record